Messenger RNA from Xenopus laevis (African clawed frog), 2461 nucleotides. It is a transcript of the gene c1ql3.L, whose product is annotated as complement C1q-like protein 3. The coding region runs from base 858 to 1631 and encodes 257 amino acids. Lineage: Eukaryota; Metazoa; Chordata; Amphibia; Anura; Pipidae. The transcript is spliced from 2 exons. The record is from RefSeq and is a predicted model, not a curated record.
AUAAGGAAAGAAUAAGAUCUGUGGGUGGGUAUAUGGAAGAGAUUUUGCAGGGAGAUAGUGUAAUGCCAAUAUGUGCCUGUCCCUGCUGUAGGCUGUCCCUGGGAUAUGAUGUGAGUGUAAUCAGGCAGCUCUGCUUUUAUCUCUCACUUCUGAUCUUCAGGAGUUCGGGCCUCAUCCCUGCGCCUUUGUGUGUAACUGUACGGGGGACCCCAGUGAAUUGCUGCCAGCCAUUGAUAUUAAUACAGCUGGAGCCGAGGGAUCCUGUGCCAGAUCCACAUCACUGAUCAGCAGCCAGGACCUAGAGCAGCAGCAGCAGCCAAUGAUCGCGGCUUAUCAGCGGGAGGAGGAAAGCGCAGGCUGAGCCGGAAAGUUGACUGGAGGCGGCAGAGUUAGCAGAAAAGUCCCUCAGCUUUAAACUAGAAGAGGAGGCGGCGAGUUUUGUCUCCACGUGGGUUUCAGUUGGGGUUUGAGAUGGAUGAGGAUUCCCUCUGGUGCUUCUCUCUGCUCACUGUAUAAAGCGCAUUGGAAGCGCAGGAAUCAGCGCCACUUAACAGGGCAGAGACCCCCCUUGGGAAGAGACACGUUACCCUCCUGAGAAGUAAAAGGCGCAGCAAAGUUGUCCCAGCGCCAGACACGUUCAGCACCGAGGAGAGCGCUCUAUAUCCCCGCGCAGGGCAGCGCUCGCUUCAGCACCACGGACAGCUCCCCACCCGCGGCAUCUCCGCUUUCUGCUUCUCGCUGGUGCCCCGAAAGGCUUCAAGAUUCCGUCGAAAAGCAGACAGGAGGAGCGGCCCCCCGCGCUGAGCCGGCUGGUGGCCAGGAAGAGGCUGGUGGCGGCGGGGGCGCUGGGGGUGAUUAUGGUGCUGGUCUUGGUCAUUCUUAUCCCGGUUCUGGUCAACUCAGCCGGGACUUCGGCGCAUUACGAGAUGUUGGGCACUUGUCGCAUGGUCUGCGAUCCGUACGGCACCAAAGCCCCCAGCACUGCCACUGCGGAAACGGUGCGGGAUCACAGUCUUCUUCAGUCUCUUCCCACCUUCAUCCAGGGACCCAAGGGGGAACCGGGGCGGCCGGGAAAGGUUGGGCCGAGGGGGCCACCGGGGGAACCAGGACCUCCAGGACCAAUGGGACCACCGGGGGAAAAAGGGGAGCCGGGUAGAACUGGACUUCCAGGUCCCGCCGGGACUCCAGGGCUGAACGCUGCUGGGGCAAUUAGCGCCGCCACUUACAGCACCGUGCCCAAGAUCGCCUUCUACGCCGGACUCAAGCGCCAGCACGAGGGGUACGAGCUGCUCAAGUUUGACGACGUGGUCACCAACCUGGGCAAUCACUAUGAUCCGACCACCGGCAAGUUCACCUGCUCCAUCCCCGGCAUUUACUUCUUCACUUACCACGUCCUGAUGCGCGGGGGGGAUGGGACCAGCAUGUGGGCAGAUCUGUGCAAGAACAACCAGGUGCGUGCAAGUGCCAUUGCCCAAGAUGCAGACCAAAACUAUGACUAUGCCAGCAACAGUGUGGUUCUUCAUCUGGAGCCUGGCGACGAGGUUUAUAUUAAACUAGACGGAGGAAAAGCUCAUGGUGGGAACAACAACAAAUAUAGCACAUUUACUGGAUUUAUCAUCUACGCUGACUGAGGACAUCUCUCCAAAGAACAAAUGACUUUCCCCUGGAGAUUUUCGUUGUGGAUUUCUUGGGUUUUACUCAAUCCAUAAAUACAGAUUAUGGGACAACAGUACCAAUGAAGAUGCUACAAACUUUAAGAUAUAAACUAAAUUAAAUACCUAUAAGUGUUGUACAAGUUCCACAGGUUGUGUCAUGCCCUGCUGCCAAAGCAAGCAUUCUCUGUUUGUGCCUGGGUGAAUUGAAACAAGUACUUUAUAAUACAGAUUUUCUAAACAAAGAAAACAUUCCCUACAUGCAGUAUACUCAAUCAAUAUCCUAUAAUCUCGCUGCUUUAUCCAUGUGUGGAUUUUGUGAGUUGCCUGCCUAUGACAAUGCUUGGAGUUUACUAGUAACGGGGUAAAGACUGAUUUGCUUGGAGUGCAAAGGGGAUGGACUGUAAGCAGUGAUUGGUGCAUCCUAGACAGGGCUCUAUUUGUAAUUGGCCAGUCCUUGUGACUGCCCUGCUGUGGUCCAAUCUAAAAUAUCUGGAUGUAAGCAAAUUAAAGGCUAACCAGAACAGAGAAGUAUUACCUUGAUGGUGUAUUGUAAUUAAACUGUAAGAUAGCAAGGUUCAGAUAAAAAAAAAGUAAUUUAACGUUUCUAUUGACUAUUGAAAAGCAAUGUGCAUUUAUUUUAUAUUUACGCUUGGUUGGAUUUAUUUUUUUGUACCCAUGAUCCUUAGUGUAUUGUAUAUGGAUAAUAGCACAGAUAAUUAAUUCAAUUCAACUGUCUUUUCUUAACUGGAAGAGAGCAAUGCAGGCCAUCAUGUAGCCACACACUUCAAUACAAUGGAGGUACUCUG